Messenger RNA from Lymnaea stagnalis (great pond snail), 14629 nucleotides. NCBI's taxonomy places the organism in Eukaryota, Metazoa, Mollusca, Gastropoda, Lymnaeidae. The record is from the annotation of a GenBank genome assembly.
CAAUAAAAUGCAUAUUAUAACACCUACCUACAUCGAGGGAUUUUUGCAUCCGUCCCAUUUCACCAGCACGAAUCAAGUCCACCCCGUCCUAGUCCAUUUAAAUUGAAACCAUGCAGCGUAAGCAGUGUGUCCCCUUCAUGUGGUGUUUCUUGUCACGCUGCUAUUUUCACCGUUGGAUCUUUAGCUCCAAGCCUUUCACAAUGUAUCUACCUCGAGCCCAACAAGCGUUUUAGGGAAUUUAAUUCACUGUUGGUAUCUAAACGGCGUUUUAAAUUAAUUGUAUGCAUGAUAUUGAAUUUCCUUACUUAGGAACCAUCAAGAAAUGAUUUUAAAAUAUUUUGCCCCCCCCCCCUUUCCCGCUCCAACUUCUUUUUUACUGUUUUCUCUACCAUCAGAACUCAUACAAAAUAAUUAGACUCCCUCCUCACCUAUAUGUAAUGAUCGCAUAGACAUCAUUCAUAUAUUAGCACCACAAAAAAAAAAUCACAUUGUCAUACCCGUCGACUUCACUGCUGCCAGAGGCUAGUGAAAAGGGAGGGGUGGUAAAGGGGGGCACCCUCCAAACUCAAGGGAGUAUCGGAUUCCGACAAACUUGACCGACCAGUUGAACCGGUUUGCUUGAAACUGACCGUUAACCAGAAUUGUAAAAACAUAAUCAUUGUCGGACCCACGCUCGGACCCACCCUCGGACCCACACUCGCACCCACACUCGGACCCACACUCGGACCCACACUCGGACCCACCCUCGGACCCACCCUCGGACCCACCCUCGGACCCACACUCGCACCCACACUCGGACCCACCCUCGGACCCACACUCGGACCCACCCUCGGACCCACCCUCGGACCCACCCUCGGACCCACCCUCGGACCCACCCUCGGACCCACCCUUGGACCCACCCUCGGACACUCACUCGGAGCCAGAAACCGAUGACGACUUCUCCCCGGAAUUUUCUUGUUUCAUGAAUUUCCGGCUCUUCGGUCCGGCAUCGACGGUCAUCAGAGUCAAGUUUUCCCGCACCCGAUUCUGGAAUUCGAUCCGGCAUCUCUGGAAACCACAGAGUGCCAGAUGUGGUCACGGCACCCCUUACGGAUUUGAGCUUUGCACCUUGAAAAUAAUUGGAUGAUAGCUAAAUUUGCUCACACGAUAUAGACUAUAGACAGUUUUGAGGUAUGCCACCACCCCCACCCACCUAAAUGAUAGUCUACUAUAACUCGAUGCUAUCUUUAAGUUGCUUUAAUUUAAUCUGAAAACAACAGCACAGCAAUGCAGCCAGCAAUGCAUUGCUUUAAUAUAAUGAAAGAAGAAAAAUAAUUUUAAAGAUAUCUUCAAUUAUUAACUAUAAACAUUGAAAAUAAAUGAGUUAACUUGUUAGAGCUGAUUUGUUGCUAAAAGUACUUGAGUUGGAAACUGGUAUAACCUCGUGUCAUGUUUAACAUUUGAAGCCUUAAUUCACAAGAGGAUGAUUGUCUUAUAUUCCUAUACAGGGCGAUCCACUGUGCCCAAGAUAUUACUACAGAGCGAAGAACGUCUGAGUGAGCAGGCCAGGCAGUCAAGCGUGAGUAGUUGAACUUGACAGUUUCUCCUGAACAUUUACUGCCUACUUCAACUCGAAUCUGGCAAUUUCCCAUCUCACUCAACUCCAAUCUGGCAAUUUCCCAUCUCAUUCAACUCUAAUCUGGCAAUUUCCCAUCUCAUUCAACUCUAAUCUGGCAAUUUUCCAUCUCAUUAAACUCCAAUCUGGCAAUUUCCCAUCUCAUUUACUCUAAUCUGGCAAUUUCCCAUCUCAUUCAACUCUAAUCUGGCAAUUUCCCAUCUCAUUCAACUCCAACCUGGCAAUUUCCCAUCUCAUUCAACUCUAAUCUGGCAAUUUUCCAUCUCAUUCAACUCCAAUCUGGCAAUUUCCCAUCUCAUUCAACUCCAAUCUGGCAAUUUCCCACAUACUUCAAUUCUAAUGUACAACAAUUUCCCCAAAUUCUUCAAUUCUAAUCUAGCAAUUUCCCCACCUACUUCAAUUCUAAUCUGGCAAUAUCCCACAUAUUUCAAUUCUAAUCUAGCAAUUUCCCCAAAUUCUUCAAUUCUAAUCUAGCAAUUUCCCCACCUACUUCAAUUCUAAUCUGGCAAUAUCCCACAUAUUUCAAUUCUAAUCUAGCAAUUUCCCCAAAUUCUUCAAUUCUAAUCUAGCAAUUUCCCCACCUACUUCAAUUCUAAUCUGGCAAUAUCCCACAUAUUUCAAUUCUAAUCUAGCGAUUUCUCCACCUUGUUAAACUCUAAUCUGGCAAUUUCUCACAUAUUUUGACUCUAAUCUGACAAUUUCCCCCUCCAUAAAUUCUAAUCUGGCAAUUUCUCAACUACUUCAAUUCUAAUCGGACAAUUUCCCCAACUUCUUCAAUUCUAAUCGUGCAAUUUCCCACCUACUUCAAAUCUAAUGUGCUAUUUUACAAAGAUGGACACUUUUUUUGGUGCGCUUAUCUUGACUGAGAUGGCUGGCAGUGACGUUAGGUGUGCUCUGCAAUUCCGCGAAUGCAGGUGGACUCGGAUAUUUAAAGGGUCCGAAUUUCUAUUGUGGGGGGAAAAAUCCUAAUAGUGGCAGAUAGCCUCCAUGUGUCACGUGAUGGCUCUGAAUGCCGGCUGGGGGAACAAAGGGGGAGGUAUGAUUUGGUUGGUGGGGGGGGGGGGGGCUGAAAUACAAAUAAUUACGUGUAAUUAGCUUUAUCACGUGUACAAAUGGUGCUAUUUUUAGCGGCUGGUUUCUGUUUCAGGAUUCAAGGUGCUGCGAAGUGCCGGAAGUCAAGAAAAGGGACCCCCACAUCCAUCAACUCAUUCUGUCUAUUGCGCAAGAUAUCCCGGAAGAGAGCCUGCUUUGGAAAUUCCCCACGGGAAUAGACGCCUUUUCUUACAGGUACCGCUCCUGUAUGUAUUUCAUUUGAGUCGUAGGUUUCUCUCUGCUAUCAGAUUUACUUGGGGCUUGAACGACAUGGCAACGAUCAUUUGAUCAUUUUAAAAGGUAAUUGAAAAUGUAAACAUGGUGUUAUUGCUAGUGAUGUUGAGACAGUACGGGAAUAAUUUCAAUGUACAUUGAACACAUUUCGAACACACGCACAACACAUUUCAAGCAAAAACACAACACAUAAUGUUUAGCCUUCGAAGAAAAAAUUCAACAAUCACGAAAUCUCCAGGCUUAAAAACUUGGUUGAAAACUACAUUUUUAUUGGAGGGAUUGUUCCAUACAUUCUCUAUUGAAGGGAUUGUUCCAUGCAUUUUUUUUGGAGGGAUUGUUCCAUACAUUCUUUUGCGAUUGCCUGAUUCUCGAGUCAUCUUUCAAUGUGUUAGUGAGCUGCUAUUGCCUGAUUCUGGAGUCAUCUUUCAAUGUGUUAGUGAGCUGCUAUUGCCUGAUUCUGGAGUCAUCUUUUUAUGUGUUAGUGAGCUGCUAUUGCCUGAUUCUGGAGUCAUCUUUUAAUGUGUUAGUGAGCUGCUAUUGCCUGAUUCUGGAGUCAUAUUUUAAUGUGUUAGUGAGCUGCUAUUGCCUGAUUCUGGAGUCAUCUUUUAAUGUGUUAGUGAGCUGCUAUUGCCUGAUUCUGGAGUCAUCUUUUUAUGUGUUAGUGAGCUGCUAUUGCCUGAUUCUGGAGUCAUCUUUCAAUGUGUUAGUGAGCUGCUAUUGCCUGAUUCUGGAGUCAUCUUUCAAUGUGUUAGUGAGCUGCUAUUGCCUGAUUCUGGAGUCAUCUUUUAAUGUGUUAGUGAGCUGCUAUUGCCUGAUUCUGGAGUCAUCUUUCAAUGUGUUAGUGAGCUGCUAUUGCCUGAUUCUGGAGUCAUCUUUCAAUGUGUUAGUGAGCUGCUAUUGCCUGAUUCUGGAGUCAUCUUUUUAUGUGUUAGUGAGCCGCUAUUGCCUGAUUCUGGAGUCAUCUUUCAAUGUGUUAGUGAGCUGCUAUUGCCUGAUUCUGGAGUAAUCUUUUUAUGUGUUAGUGAGCUGCUAUUGCCUGAUUCUGGAGUCAUCUUUUAAUGUGUUUCUGAGCUGCUAUUGCCUGAUUCUGGAGUCAUCUUUUAAUGUGUUAGUGAGCUGCUAUUGCCUGAUUCUGGAGUCAUCUUUCAAUGUGUUAGUGAGUUGCUAUUGCCUUAUUCUGGAGUCAUCUUUCAAUGUGUUAGUGAGCUGCUAUUGCCUGAUUCUGGAGUCAUCUUUCAAUGUGUUAGUGAGCUGCCAUUGCCUGAUUCUGGAGUCAUCUUUUUAUGUGUUAGUGAGCUGCUAUUGUCUGAUUCUGGAGUCAUCUUUCAAUGUGUUAGUGAGCUGCUAAUGCCUGAUUCUGGAGUCAUCUUUUUAUGUGUUAGUGAGCUGCUAUUGCCUGAUUCUGGAGUCAUCUUUCAAUGUGUUAGUGAGCUGCUAUUGCCUGAUUCUGGAGUCAUCUUUUUAUGUGUUAGUGAGCUGCUAUUGCCUGAUUCUCGAGUCAUCUUUUUAUGUGUUAGUGAGCCGCUAUUGCCUGAUUCUGGAGCCAUCUUUCAAUGUGUUAGUGAGCUGCUAUUGCCUGAUUCUGGAGUCAUCUUUUUAUGUGUUAGUGAGCUGCUAUUGCCUGAUUCUCGUGUCAUCUUUCAAUGUGUUAGUGAGCUGCUAUUGCCUGAUUCUCGUGUCAUCUUUCAAUGUGUUAGUGAGCUGCUAUUGCCUGAUUCUGGAGUCAUCUUUUAAUGUGUUAGUGAGCUGCUAUUGCCUGAUUCUGGAGUAAUCUUUUAAUGUGUUAGUGAGCUGCUAUUGCCUGAUUCUCGUGUCAUCUUUCAAUGUGUUAGUGAGCUGCUAUUGCCUGAUUCUGGAGUCAUCUUUCAAUGUGUUAGUGAGCUGCUAUUGCCUGAUUCUGGAGUCAUCUUUUAAUGUGUUAGUGAGCUGCUAUUGCCUGAUUCUGGAGUCAUCUUUCAAUGUGUUAGUGAGCCGCUAUUGCCUGAUUCUGGAGUCAUCUUUCAAUGUGUUAGUGAGCUGCUAUUGUCUGAUUCUGGAUUCAUCUUCUUAUGUGUUAGUGAGCUGCUAUAGCCUGAUUCUGGAGUCAUCUUUCAAUGUGUUAGUUAGCUGCUAUUGCCUGAUUCUGGAGUCAUCUUUUUAUGUGUUAGUGAGCUGCUAUUGUCUGAUUCUGGAGUCAUCUUUCAAUGUGUUAGUGAGCUGCUAUUGCCUGAUUCUGGAGUCAUCUUUUUAUGUGUUAGUGAGCUGCUAUUGCCUGAUUCUCGAGUCAUCUUUUUAUGUGUUAGUGAGCCGCUAUUGCCUGAUUCUGGAGUCAUCUUUCAAUGUGUUAGUGAGCUGCUAUUGCCUGAUUCUGGAGUCAUCUUUUUAUGUGUUAGUGAGCUGCUAUUGCCUGAUUCUGCAGUCAUCUUUUUAUGUGUUAGUGAUCUGCUAUUGCCUGAUUCUGGAGUCAUCUUUCAAUGUGUUAGUGAGCUGCAAUUGCCUGAUUCUGGAGUCAUCUUUCAAUGUGUUCUUGAACUGCUAUUCAAAGUGUAAUAAAGUGUUACUUUGAUGUGUUGUAAUUAAAAAUUUGGGGUAUUUGUUUUAUAAAAAAAAAAUAUUUUCAAUUUCACCCAACACAUUAACUGGGAAAUGGCCUAUUUGCAGGAAAGACAAAGAGGCUGAAGUCAUCUUCAACAAACAUCGCGCUCCUUUGCACAAUGACGUUUCUGAAGUGUGGUCUUUUAAAAGGUCAGUGAGGCUACACAUAAUCAAGGAUUUGAAAACAAUUCAUUUUCACUCUCAACAUCGGUCAUUUCUGGUUAAAAUUUUAUUGUCAAAGAGUCACAGAAUAUACAGCAGCUGGGAAUCCAAGCAUGGAAAAGAAAAGCAUUAGUUAGAUCAGGGUGCAAGGAAUUAGUGAGGCAGGCCAAAGCCUUACGCGAGUCUUAGCACCACAGGGGUGGAUGGAGUGACACAGAAACUUCCAGGAGUCGUUGUUUUAGAUGGCUGCCUGUCCAGCUUGAUGCAGCACAAGACCUCCACAAGGGCAACACCUUAUGUCCAAUUGGUCUUCUGAGAAGCACUGUUAUAGAUCAUAAACAUUACCACGGAAGAUUUAACUGUCAUAUAUUUUCCCAUUAACAUAAAUUCAAGGCCACAAAAUUUCCCCCCUAAGCGCACGGUAUACUGCUCUUAAAGAUAAAUUCCCCUCUAAGCGCACGGUAUUCUGCUCUUACAGAUACAGGGAGGCACUUGGCCAAGAUAGACUCAGCGGAGACAGCACGUACAUGCGUAAAGGAUCAAGAAUGAGCUCCUUCACCGCCAGGUCUCCCACCAGAGGCAGCUUAUACAUCCCGGUGCCUACUAGCUCCAAAUCGACAACCACUAUCCCUUCGGUGACGACCUUGGGUUGGUUGACUUAUUUCCAUGGUUUCAUAUGACGUUGCAAGGGUUAAUUCCAAUCAGGGCGGGCGGACAAUUUUUCCGCUGCUUUCCUCGCAGGGAACGCUCCCUCCGUGACCCCUUUUCCACGCCAUUAACAUCUUAAUAAAAGCAGCAGACCAUCGAGGCAGAGCUCAUUUGGUCUUCCCCGACAUACCCCUUCCUCCCUCCACCUCGAAUAGCGCUAGCUAGACAGGCCUGAAAGCGGCACGCUGGAGGCACUCCGCCACUGAGACAGCCCCGCCCGCCUUCCACUCGACUGACUACGCGCGUGGGGUGGCAUCAACCAAGGAACACCUGGUCGGCUGGUGAUGAUGCUCUCGUAGCAGAUGCAGACGAACACUCUUGGAGAUGGGAUAUGGGUAUAUUUUAACGUCCCUAAACACUCCCAUUCCGAACCACGGGUGGCGUCAGACGCCCUCUAACAGAGAUUUCUUCACGGGGGUUUCUACUUUGUGAUCAGGUGACAUCGCGGCUUGGGGAGAAACGGGCUGUAGGAUAGAACCAUCAGCACGAGCUGACACAACCCAGCCACGCCUCUUACCCAUUAACGCCAACACGUAAUCAUAUCCCGAUAUGUUUCUUUUCUGCGUCACUGCACGCGCCGAUCGUGUGAGGUCCCACGAAGCCUAUUGCUUGCCACCAUCGACUUUCAAUAUAAAACCAGCCGACGUAACUAUGCAGCAACACACGUCACUCACAAAGGUAUCAGGAAGGGUGGGCAGACACUGAAGAAUGCUACAUAGUUUGGUUGUAGAACGGAGGGAUGGGGGGCACCUACCCUAACUAUGACACUGGACAGUGAGUGACAUAAUUAGGCGUACCGCCGACCUAGGUAAACUGUAACUCCACCCCUUCACCAAACAUCAACUAAAGUCAGUUUAGUUCAGGGUAUGUUUUGAGCUCCAAUUAAAUUUUAUCUCUGGAAUCGAUACAUCCCAAUUAUAUAAACAACGUUAAAUGAAAAUCACAUUUCGUCAAUAGAAGGGGAUCAUUCAAAUGACACACAUCCAGUGUCUGUUUAUUUAAGGUACAAACACUAUCAUUUUGAUUAGGGUAGGGGGGAAGAAAGUGAAAGGGUGGACGUCUACCGAACGAAAUUGGGGAGGGGCCUAGGGAAGGGUUCACCUAACCCCAGAAAUAUUUUUUUUUUCAAAUCAAGGGUCAAGUCUUUGAAUUCAAUGUUUCUUUCAGGAAAAAAAAUCAUCCAAGGAGGGCACAUUUCAGGGCGACAGGGCAUAUAUCAAGGAUGCAAAUUGGGUAUUAGGACACCCGGUGUCAUAUAUAACUUGAAUUCACUCAGGUUGUUGCGCAUAGGAGGGUGUUCCUUUGGUCCUAACUUAGUUUCGCCACUGUACUAUAACACUGAUAGGCAAAAAAAAAAAAGGGGAGGGGGGGGGUAAAAGCAGCAAACUAUGGCGUCGAAGGCUAGCAUAGGAGGGUGUUCCUUUGGUCCUAACUUAGUUUCGCCACUGUACUAUAACACUGAUAGGCAAAAAAAAAAGGUGAGGGGGGGUGUAAAAGCAGCAAUCUAUGGCGUCGAAGGCUCCCGAGGAAAUGUGAGGUAGGGGCUGGGAGGGGGGGGGUCUUUGAGUCCUUUCCCAGAAAUGUUUUGAUGAAUUAAAAAUGCAAUGAUUCAUUUUAGCGCAUAUCUAAAUUUAUUUUUCGUGAUUCCAAACUGAAUCGUACAACACCAAAAUGUAGGUGUCUCUCAACCUGUUUAUACUUAAUAAUUUUUAUAGUUUAACUUGUUACUUCAUAGUGUUUUUUCUUUCAUAAUAUAUUUUUAUCAAACUAUUUAUUUUGUUAAAUUGCUUCAUUUAAAAAUAAAAUGUUUAAAAAAUUUACACAUACAAUUAUUUCUAAUAUAUUAUAUUUUCGUUUUUAUGGCUGUGCACAUUUUUCUCUGGGGGGAGGCGGCACUGGUCCCCACGCCCCAUGGAAGAACAGUUGAGGCAACAACACUUUCCACAUUUGCGUCUAUUGCCUCAGGCCUUCCAACCCCCAGUGCAUGAUACCCUCACAAAGUGGCCCUUGCAACCAGUGAAAUAUCCUCCUCAACACCAGGCACAGAAACAUUGCAAAUCCCCCUCUACACACAUAGGAGCCAAAGUGAUCAAUAAAUUAAUCGUGAGUCCUUGAUAUCUAGAAGAAUAAGAAACACUGUCGAGUGUGAUAAACAGCAUCUGAGUCCUCGUGCUACUUGCCGAUAGGUGCUAGGGGUCUACGACAAGUAACGCAAUAGGCCCACCGUGCUUUUCUUAUUGACAGGAAUAACAAAAGGGGGAUAGCCCCGCAGCUCAUGUUUCGCAUUACAUCAUAUGAUAUCUUAACAGUUUAGUAGACUUUCCAACUGUAAGGCACGUCACUUCGUAUGAAGAUUUCUCCCCCCCCCCCCCCCCCCCACCUUUUUCUGAAUUUCGGUCUCUUAUGUCCGUCUAAAUUUUAGCCGUAAUACUGAUCCAAUGGGAUUCUCGCCUUAAGUGAUUCACACACAAGCCACCUAAGUGAAUAAACGUACGGACUUAUUUGUUUCUCAUUGUUUCCAUUUCAGCGGAAGAUGUCCUCAGCGCAAGGGUACCGACAUCCAAAGAAUUACCUCGCAUCAAAUUUAAACUACCCCGUGUUUUAUCGGUAGUGUUUUUUUCUUUUUAAAUUGACCCCGUGGUUCCGGCAUAAAUUUAUGCUAUUCAUUCAACAUUUGAAGUGAAAUAUUUACUACAAUUAGGUUCUUUGCUCCUGUUGAAAAAGUUUGUUUACGUAAAUAACAAAAAUUAAAAUAACUAGUUUGAAAUGAUUUUUGAAGUGAAUAAGGUAUAUAUAUAUGUAUAUAUAUAUAUCAUCGUAUUUGUGCUAGUUCUGAAUUAGGCUGUGGGUGCGCAGAUGGCUCAUGAGACCGAUUCUGGCACGAAAUUUUCUUGUGCAGUAAGAGGCCGUCUAUAAAUUACAUCAAACUGUCUUUGGAAUUCCACUCCCCCCCCCCAAACUUCGCCUUCCCUGUGUCAAAGUCUGCCAUAAAUCUUAGACAACCCCCUCCCCACUUUUUAUUUCGAGUACGUCAAACUUUAGAAAUAAAAACAUCGUAAAAAAAAAUAAAAUAAAUAAAACUUAAUCUAAAACAUACUUCACUAUUAAACAUUCAAAUUAAUAAAAAUGACAUCGUAUGCAAGUGUGAGAGCACAUCCAUCACAACAGAAAGUUCAACGUCACUGCCAAAUUCAGGUUUUAUGAGUAAGAUUAAACAGUCAUAAACUGUCAAACUUUCUUAGACCCCGCCUCCCCCUUUCCCUCUCUGGAGCCUGACGUAGUUAUUUGACGGCCCCUAAGUGCCUGGCAUGGAUAGGUCAUCUCUAGUUGUAGAGUUAAACCGCACUUCUCUGGCAUGUCUUUUGUGCUGUACAGCCGCUGAUCUGUUGGCUUCGUGUUGUAUCAAGCCCUUGUGUACAGAGGAACGCCGCGAUGCACGAUGCUUUGCCGAUUCUUCCCAUGUGUCCGGGCUUGUAUCAGUGAGACUUUUAGUCGUCUUCAUAGCGUUUCUUCUGACCAUCCACUAACCGCCAUCCAUGUCCGAGCUCACCAUAGAAUAGUUUGGGCAAGCGGUCGUCUGAAAUUCUCACAGCACGUCCCUAAGUGCCAUAAGACGCCAAUUUCAUCUUUUAUUUACAGGUUUCGUUUGUGACAAUUCGUCAAUAUUACUGCAUGUAACGUACUAUUUGAUAUGACUUCAAAUGAAACUUUGAUUGAGACUGUAAUUGUCACUGUAGUUGUGACUGGAAGCUCGCCUUUAUAUGCAACUAAAAUGUGACUGUAAUUGUGACACUCUUGUAUAUGUAACUAUAAUGUUACUUUGUAAUUGUGACGCGCAUGUAUACGAAACUAAAAAUGUUACUUUGACUGUAAGAUGAUUUGUUCAAUGCCAACAGAGGCAGGGCGUCCUGGAGCCUAUCCCGUGGUUCCUGGAGAGACUGUCCGAGUCCUGCCGGUCAUGUCGUUUCGGCCUGCCCAUGGACAUGAGAAUGUUUGAACGUAAGUCCCGUACAUAAUAUGUGUUUGUCUAUUUAGACUUUCUGUCAUCUCUGGGUCAGACGUGUUUAGUACCAAUGGAUAUUUUCCAACGAAAUUCGAAGUUUAAAAAAUACAACAAAAAAUAAUUGAAUUAGUAGCUUUAUUCUGUGGAGUAUGUGUUCUGUGGAGUAUGUGGUCUGUUGAGUAUGUGUUCGGUGGAGCAAUAGUAUCUGUUAUGUUGCUGUCUGCAUUAUGGUUUAGCUCUAUUUGGUGUGUUCCCUGUUCUUUUUUAACACUGUAGUAUCUCUUUUGUGAAUUUCAUUAUUUAUAUAUUGCUUUUAAUUUAUACAUACUGCCUGUAUUCAACGAUUUUUCUGAUUUAACGAAUGUCUGUAUUUCAUUAAAGUCCAUAUUUUGUCUAACAACAUGUCUCUCGAUAAUCACAUCUCUCACAUUUGUCGCUCUGCAUACCCCGCUAUUCGUCAGAUAAGCUCCAUCCCCCCCCCCCCAAAUCCUUACACAAGGUGCAACAAAAGCCCUAGUCUGUGCUCUUGUUCUCUCUCGUCUUGACUAUUGUAAUUCUCUUCUAUCAGGUGCACCAAAACACUUCUUAGAAAAAUUACAAAAGGUUCAAAACUCAGCCGCUAGGCUACUUCCAAAGUCAAGAAAACGUGAUCACGUCACACCACUACUUCAUUCUCUUUAUUGGCUCCCUACGCAAGCACAAACUCUCUGUUCUCUGCCACAACUUUUUCUCGAAUUCCUCCCCUUCUUAUCUAACCGAACUUCUCUCAGUCUAUUCACCCCUUCGACAGCUUCGCUCCUCCGCAGACGCGCAUAUUCUUUCUGUCCCCAAGACUCGCACAAAAACAUACGUUGAAUGAUCGUUCUCUUUCUGUGCACCCAAACAAUGGAAUUCUCUUCCAUUACACAUCAGCAAUAUACCGAACAUCACAACCUUCAAAACUGCACCCAAAACACAUCUUUUUAAUCUCUACUAUCCUGACUGAUGCCCACCUCUGACCGAAAAACGAUGGUACUGAGUGUCAUCCAUGGCUUGAGGUGUAAAUAGUUUUAAAUAUAACUUUGUUUUGUUUUAUCUAAUUAAUGUAUGUCAAUUAUUUUUUUAAGUUUUUGGUUAUGUCUGUUAAGUUGUAUGUACAGCGUGGUGAGCCUAGUCCUAGGCUGGGGUUAUGUCUGUUAAGUUGUAUGUACAGCGUGGUGAGCCUAGUCCUAGGCUGGGGUUAUGUCUGUUAAAUUGUAUGUACAGCGUGGUGAGCCUAGCCCUAGGCUGGGGUUAUGUCUGUUAAAUUGUAUGUACAGCGUGGUGAGCCUAGCCCUAGGCUGGGGUUAUGUCUGUUAAAUUGUAUGUACAGCGUGGUGAGCCUAGUCCUAGGCUGGGGUACCACGCUAUAUAAAACAACGUAUAAUAAUAAUAAUAAUAAUAAUAUUUCAGGACUGUCUGUAUUUUAUGAAUUUCUUUAUUCAAAGACUGUCUGUAUUGUAUAAGUGUCUGCUCUUUAUGAAUGUCUGUAUUUCAUGAAUGUCUGUAUUUCAUGAAUGUCUGUAUUUCAUGAAUUUCUGUAUUUCAGGACUGUCUGUAUUUCAGGUCUGUCUGUUUUUCAUAUCUGUACAACAUAAAUGUAUGUAUUCCUUGACUAUAUAACAUGAAUACAUGUAUUUCAUAAUUAUCGGUAUUUCGUGACUGUCUGAAAUCAAUGAACAUAACCAUGAUUGUCUAUUUUCCAUGGACGUCUGUAUUCCAUGACAGUCUGUAUUUUAUGAAUGUCUGAUAUUUCAUUAAUGUCUGUAUUCCAGGCCUGUCUGUAUUUCUUAACUGUACAACAUAAAUGUAUGUAUUCCUUGACUCUAUAGCAUGAAUGCAUGAAUUUCAUGAUUAUCUGUAUUCCAUGAAUGUCUGUAUUCCAUAACUGUCUGUAUACCAUGACUAUCUGUAUUUCAUGACUGUCCUUAUUCCAUGACUCUCUGUAUUGUACGAAGUCUCUACUCCACAACUGCCUGUAUUCCAUGACAGCCCAUAACUGUAUUCCACGAAUGUCUGUAUUUCAUGUCUGUCUGUAUUACAUUACUGUAUUCCAAGAAGUCUCUAUUCCAUGAAGUCUCUAUUCCAUGUCUGCCUGUAUUCCAUAACUGUCUUCCUUGAAGUCUCUAUUUCAUGAGGUCUAUGUUCAUGAUUUUCUUAAUUCCAUAACUGUCUGGAUUCCAUGACCGCCUGUGUUCCUUGCAAUGCCUUCAUUCCAAGAACUGUCUAUAUUCCAGGAAUGACUAUCUCUCAGUACCUACUCGGCUAUUGCCACAUUCCAUUAAAUAGGUUCAUCGUCUAUAGAAAGUGUUACAGAAAGCACAAGCCCAAAUACAAUGAUCUACUACCGAUGCAGGUCAGUGGCCUGAAAUACAAUAAUAUCUUAAUGCGAGAAUAUUGUCUCAAAAAGGCCUGCCGCGUAUACCAGCCAUUAGAAAGAUGACAGACGAGACCAUCAGUAUUAAAAAUAAAAUCAGCACAGUAUAACAUUGGAUAAGUUGUUUUGACUGGGGAAGGGGUGUGGUGGGGGGUUACAUGGUGCAGAUCGCACUGGGUGACAUCCUCUCAAUGGGAGGGUGUGGUCGGGGGAUACGUGGUGCUGAUCGCACUGGGUGACACCCUCUAAAUAGGAGGGGGUGGUCGGGGGGUUAAGUGGUGCAGAUCGCACUGGGUGACACGCUCUCAAUGGGAGGGUGUGGUCGUGAGGUUACGUGGUGCAGAUCGCACUGGGUGACACCCUCUGGGUGACAUGGGAGGGGUUGGGCGGGGGAGGCACCAAAUAGGACAUUGCAAAUCUGACAGAGUUUGCUUGAGUCUUUUUCAUAAAAGAACUCGGCUAAAUAGCAGAGCUGGGAGUCACAUGACAGAUCAGAGUGCCACCACAGUAGGGUGUCACCACAGUAGGGUGUCACCACAGUUCACCACCAAGGGUGUCACCACAGUAGGGUGUCACCACAGUAGGGUGUCACCACAUUAGGGUGCCACCACUCAGCUAAAUUGCAGAGCUGGGAGUCAGGUGACAGAUAAAGGUUGCGUCCGAUCAGUGUGCCACCGCAGUAGGUUGCCUCCACAAUAGGGUGCCUUCACAGUAGGGUGUCACCAGAGACGGCCGACUGGGAGUCGGUCCAUGCGGAAGUUCAAGAGGGCUGUGACACCAACCCCGGCGAUGCCACUGUAUAGGAUAACCAUAUUAAUGUUGCGAUGACGUAGAAAGAAAAGGGAGGAGAUGUGUGAUGAAGAUACUGCAUCCAGUAACAGAAACUGAGAACGCUCUCAUUUAAUGAAAAUCCCCCCCCCCCCACAACCCUCCAGAUCAUCGAGACGGCACUGCAAGACAUCCUAAGCAACUCCGUCUCAAAGAAAGACAUCGCGACGCUGUUCAAGGCCCUAGACAUCACCAGUGCAACAAAGAUGGAUCUGACGCUUUUCUCGGCCGUAUGCGCAGUUGCAGAGCGCAUCUUGUACGUCAGCUACGCGUAGGUAUCUUUAAGCCAUCUUUACGGCCCAGGUUAAGCGUCCCAGUAACAUCUUUGUCAGGGAGUCAAGUUGAAUAGUUUGGCAUUAAUGUCCUUGACCUUGACCUUUCGGGGCGGGCGGGGUGAUUUUGUGAGUGUAGUAUUUUAAACAUAAUAAUAAUGAUAUUAGAAAUAUAAUAAUAAUUAUAAUGAGGGGAAUAAUAAUAAUUAAAAUAAUUGUAAUGAUAAUAAUAAUGAUAUUAAUAAUGAUACUAAGAAUAAUGAUAGUUAUGAUAACAAUAAAAUAAUAAUAACAGUACGAAUGAUGAUAAUAAUAUGAUGAUGAUAACCAAAGUAAUAAUAAUGAUAAUAAUAAUAAAUAAUUUUAAUUGUAAAUAAAUAAAUACUUAUUUCAUUCAAUUAAAUCCUCAAGUAAUGUAUUUUCAAUACAACAACAACAACAACAACAACACACAGUCUCAUCACUACAUCAGUUGUCUUUAUUUGAACAGGUGCAUCUACAACACCAUCGACGUGGCUCGUGGCAACCUGGAGUACGCUGAUUUCAGCGCACUGAAGUGGAAACUCGAAGGGAUCAAGAUCGACCCGUUCCUGCGGAGGCUGCUGAUGUCCUUGGGCUGAAUCACUCCGAGAGAACACAGCUUCUUCCCUCGUGGUGAAAUCAUGACGUUGGCGUCGAGUUCUGGUGGAAUUUGCCGCCAUCGUGUACUGGUGACCGGGGGGGGGGAGGAAGAAGGCAGGCCGAGG